AUGGCAUCGGAACACAUGGUCACCAAGGUUUUGUUGGAAUGGAUCAACAGCUUUUCGUUGGGAAAGACACUCCGAGCCACCGAUGAAUUGACCGAUGGGAUUAUCCUAUGGGAGAUCCUCCAGGACAUUGACCCUCAGUAUUUUCUCGAGGGAAUCCCAGAGCGCAACCCAUCUGACCAUUGGGUGGCCAAAUGGCAGAACUUGAAGCACAUCCACAAGCUUCUCCUCAACUACAUUCGGCACCAAAACGAUGACACCUUACCCUCCGGUCUCGACCCGUCGCCUGACCUCGAAGCGAUUGCCGAGAAAGCGUCCGGCAAAGAGACGAACAAGCUGCUAAAGCUUCUCCUGAUCGCGGCUAUCAGCUCCCCGAACGCCGGUACAUAUGUGCAAACCCUCCAGGAACUAAGCACUUCGACACAAGAGGGGCUCAAGGAUAUAAUUGAGGAGGCGCACAAUGGUCAACAUGAACCAAUGGACGCCGCAGAUGAGCUCCGGGAGGACUUGGCCAAACGCGAUCGUCCCGUGGACCUCGAACUGCAGUUUGAAGAGCGCGUGGGAAAGGUGCUUGCCGAGAAUGAUCGUCUGACACAUGAGAAAAAGGAGUUGGAGAAGGCACUGGAGGACUUGCACAACCGCCUGGCGCGCCUUCAGGAGAACAACGAUACCCUCCAAAACCGCCUUGCUUCCACCGAGGACCGGCUCGUCACAUUAAAAUCUGGAAAGGGUGAUGUCGGGUUCAAUGCAAAGGCAUUAGAAAGCAAGACUCGCCAACAGGAUGACCUCAUUGCGUCCCAAGAAGCGAAAUUGACCGCCGCGCAAGACGAAAUUGACAGUCUUCGCAUGACCGUCGAGUCCUUGCGCGUCAAGAACCAACGCUAUCAGAAGCUACAAGAUGACUAUGAUGAACUCCGGACUGAGAAGGAUCAGCUUGCGCGCAAGGCUAACGCUGCUGAGAAAUACCGCCAGAAACUGCAAGCCAGCCAAGAUUUCGAGAAAGAGAACCAAACUCUCAAGAAUCAGAUCAAAGAUAUCCAGCAACAGCUCAAGGAGUCAGACUCGCAGCAGCGAUGGUCUUCAGAACGCGAUGUGGAACUGGAGGAAUAUCGCAAGCUUCUGCCACGUAUUGAGCAGGAAUGCAACGAGAUCCAGAACCUCAAGAAACAGCUUGAGUUCAACAACCACGCCUUAACAGAGCGAUUGGAAAGUGCAGACGAACAGCAUGAAAGGGACGAUGCCUUGAUCAGCGAAUUGCGCGAGCGCCUCGGGGAAAUGGACGGUUUGCCAGGCAGUCCGUCCCCUGGUUCUGAGACACCAAAGAUGCAAGGAACAUUGCACAAGGACUUUGAAGCCAUCGGUGUCAAAGAGUCUCAGCUCAAAUCUGAGAAUGAUGACCUGAAGCGGGAAAUGGAUUCUCUCAAGGCACCUUCGACAGCUCCGGAAUCCCACACAGAGGGUUUCUCUGAAGGCUUUGCUGCGUCUGUACAGCUGGCACGCGCCAACUCUACACAAAGUGACGAGUACUGGAAACUCUACGAGAACUACACUGGGGUACUCAAAAAGAUUGCAGAGGUCCAAGAUACUUUGGAAACUGCCAAGAAGGACCUCGCAGAUACACAGACCGAACGUAAGGCAGCCAUUACUUCACAUUCUUCUCAAGUACCUAUUGCUGACAUUCUCAAAGUUGGACUUGUCAACGAGGAGCAGGUUGACAUGCUUCGCGGCCUCGAAGAGCACAAUUCAGCUGAAUUGACAAAAAUCCGCGGUGAUUGGGAUAGUCUCACCCAUAACGUCCAUCACUUGGAGGCUGAGGUUGAUGCCAGCCAGACUCUAGUGCGCGAAGUCUGCGCAGAGCGAGAAGAGCUGCGCAAAAUGCUCGACAAUAAGCAGAGUGAAAUCAGCUCGGAGGACCAGGAAGUGAUGAAAGAGAUGCAGAUGCUGCUGGGCGAGUUUGAGACUCACAAUGAAGGCGGCGAAGUACCUCAGAAAUCGAGCUUUGACCUGUUAAAACAGUGCGCUGGAGUUCUGGAGAAGAAUGUUGAGCGGCUUGCUCAACGUGCAGAGUAUAUCCAGCAACAGAAUGAGCUCGUCAAGUCGCUGCGUGAGCGUAUGAAGAACUACGAAGAGAACCUGGACGAUGGCAUCCCGAAGGAACGAGAGCUUGAACUCCAGAAGAUUAUUGAUAGCCAAGCCCGAGAGUUAAGCCUCGUGGGCUCGGCUUGGUAUCACCUCCAGAGCCGGUGGCAGAAUAACAACAUGACGGUAUCACGAUAUCGACAUGGAGCCAGCACAGCAGAUUCCAAGGGCUGGUUAGCAAAGCAACGAAGUGCUGUUGCCGGUCAAUAG
This is a messenger RNA of Penicillium antarcticum, 2346 nucleotides long. Its product is annotated as putative microtubule binding protein HOOK3. Gene Ontology annotation, biological process: cytoskeleton-dependent intracellular transport; cytoplasmic microtubule organization. The record is from RefSeq and is a predicted model, not a curated record. Gene Ontology annotation, molecular function: microtubule binding; dynein light intermediate chain binding. Gene Ontology annotation, cellular component: cytoplasm; centrosome. The transcript is spliced from 6 exons. Lineage: Eukaryota; Fungi; Ascomycota; Eurotiomycetes; Eurotiales; Aspergillaceae. The coding region runs from base 1 to 2346 and encodes 781 amino acids.